AUGACAAAUCAACUUGACCAACUUGCAAUUAACACCAUUCGUACCCUUUCCGCUGACGUUGUUCGAAAGGCCAAUUCUGGUCACCCUGGUGCACCUAUGGGUUGUGCGCCAAUGGCUCACGUUCUAUUCUCAUCGUUCAUUGUGGCCAAUCCUUCAAAUCCAAAAUGGCCCAACCGAGAUCGAUUUGUCUUAUCUAAUGGUCAUGGUUGUGCAUUACAAUACGUUUUGCUUCAUUUACUUGGUUACAAUAUGACAAUGAGUGACUUGAAAGCAUUCCGUCAAUCAGAUAGCAAAACUCCUGGUCAUCCUGAAUCUCAUCUUACUGAAGGUAUUGAAGUUACAACUGGACCUCUUGGUCAAGGAUUGGCUAUGGCUGAAGCACAUCUUGAAUCCAGAUUUAAUAAACCAGGUUAUGAAUUAUUCAGUAAUUGCACUUACGUGAUUGCUGGUGAUGGUUGUUUACAAGAAGGUAUUGCAUCAGAAGCUGCUUCUCUUGCAGGUCAUCUUCGGCUUGGAAAACUAAUAGUGUUCUAUGACGAUAAUCACAUAUCAAUUGAUGGUGAUACCGAAUUAAGCUUUACAGAGGACGUAUUAAAACGUUUUGAAUCUUAUGGUUGGCAUACACAAUUUGUAAAAGAUGGAGAUAAUGAUUUGGCGGGUAUUACUCAAGCUGUUGUAAAUGCGAGGAAUGUCAAAGACAAACCUUCUAUUAUCAAAAUCAGAACAACUAUUGGAAUUGGUUCUAAAGAUCAAGGAACCGAAAAAGUUCAUGGUAGUCCUUUAAAACCUGAUGACAUUGCCCAAAUCAAGAAAACUUUUGGAUUUGAUCCGGAGAAACAUUUUUAUGUUCCAGAUUCGGUUAGUGCCAGAGCAGAAUCUCGCUGGAAUAAGCUUCUAGAGGAUUAUGGUAUAGAAUAUCCUGAAGAAAGUGCUGAAAUAAAACGUCGAUUUGCUAACAAAUUACCAGAAGAUUGGACUGAUCAUUUACCACGUUAUACUCCUUCCGAUCCUUCAGUUGCCACUAGAAAAUUAUCUGAAAAUGUCUUAAAUAAAAUUUGUGAUGUUUUACCGGAAUUAAUUGGUGGUUCUGCAGAUUUAACAGGAUCCAAUUUAACCAGAUGGAAAUCAGCUGGUGAAUUUCAAGCUGAUUCAACUGGUAUAGGCACAUAUAGUGGUCGUUAUAUUAGAUAUGGUGUACGUGAACAUGGAAUGGCAGGUAUGAUGAAUGGAAUGACUGCUUACGGUGGUUUAAUUCCAUUCGGAGGAACAUUCUUGAAUUUUAUUAGUUAUGCGUUGGGUUCUGUUCGAUUAGCAGCAUUAUCUUCAUUCCGUGUGAUUUAUGUAUUGACUCAUGAUUCGAUUGGUUUAGGAGAGGAUGGUCCAACCCAUCAACCCAUUGAAACUCUUGCCAGUCUUAGAGCAUUACCUAAUAUUUUAGUUCUUCGUCCAGCAGAUGGAAAUGAAGUAUCUGGUGCUUAUUUAGCCGCAAUCCAAAAUUUGCAACGUCCUUCGGCAAUUUCUCUUACUCGACAAAAUGUUCCUCAUUUAGAAGGUUCUUCAAUUGAGAAAACUCUCUUAGGUGCAUACGUUUUAAAGGAAGUUAAAGAUGCCAACAUCACUUUAGUAGCAACGGGAUCCGAAGUUUCGAUUAUCGUUGAUACCGCCAAAUUAUUAGAAAAAGAAGGAAUCAAAGCACGAAUUGUAUCAUUCCCAUCAUUUGAACUUUUCGAUGAACAAAGUUUAGAAUAUAGGUUAUCAGUCUUUCCUGAUGGUAUUCCAGUGUUAAGUGUGGAAGCUCUUUCAACUUUUGGAUGGUUAAAAUAUGCACAUGCGAAUUUUGGUAUGACAACUUUUGGAACAUCUGGUCCCUAUAAAGAAGUUUAUCAAAAGUAUGGAUUCACUCCUGAAAAUAUUGCAGAUAAGGCCAAAAAGACCAUUGAAUUUUAUAAGGGUCAUACACUUGUUUCAGUAGUUCAAAAACCAUUCUAA
Messenger RNA from Diversispora eburnea, 1989 nucleotides. The record is from the annotation of a GenBank genome assembly. Lineage: Eukaryota; Fungi; Glomeromycota; Glomeromycetes; Diversisporales; Diversisporaceae.